Anneissia japonica is the source of this 4582-nucleotide messenger RNA. RefSeq names its product phosphoglucomutase-2-like. The transcript has 16 exons. NCBI's taxonomy places the organism in Eukaryota, Metazoa, Echinodermata, Crinoidea, Comatulida, Comatulidae. Bases 93 to 1904 code for a protein of 603 amino acids. Gene Ontology annotation, molecular function: phosphopentomutase activity; magnesium ion binding. The record is from RefSeq and is a predicted model, not a curated record. Gene Ontology annotation, biological process: carbohydrate metabolic process; purine ribonucleoside salvage.
UUGGCGUUCCAUAUGUAUACGUACCUUGCGAAAGAAAUUUGAAGCCUGCCGAUCGUCCGAUAAGAAAACCACCAGAUGAUAAUUUUUUUAAAAUGGCUUUUGAUGUUGGAAAUGAUUUUCUAAAUAAGCAGCUAUGCCAGUGGCUUGAAUGGGAUAAGAAUGAGAAAACAAGAAAGGAAAUUUUGGAUCUAGCUGAGUGCAAGAAUACAGAUGAACUCCACAAGCUCUUCGAUAAAAGGAUAGCUUUUGGCACUGCUGGAUUGCGGGCUGCCAUGGGUGCUGGAUUCUCCAGAAUGAAUGAUCUAACCAUCAUUCAGACUACACAGGGGUUAGUGAAACAUCUACUGGAGGCUAUUCCUGAUGGCUCAAGUCGUGGAGUCGUAGUUGGCUUUGAUUCUAGGUACAACAGUCCACGUUAUGCUGAAUUGGCAGCUUCAAUCUUGCUGAGAGAGGGGGUCAAAGUUUACUUGUUCUCAGCUAUUGUACCCACACCAUAUGUGCCUUAUACAGUAAGGAAGUACAAGUGUGCAGCAGGUAUAAUGGUCACAGCAUCCCACAAUCCCAAGGAUGACAACGGCUACAAGGUUUACUGGCAAAAUGGUGCACAGAUUACAUCACCAACUGAUAAAAACAUAGCCACGCAUAUAGAGGCAAACCUGGAACCUUGGCAAAAUUCAUGGGACACUUCCAUCAUUUCAACAAGCCCUUUACUGCAGCAUCCCUUAGAUGAGAUAAACAAUUUGUAUAUGCUUGAUGUUCAGAAGUAUUGCAUUUACAGGGAUAUUAAUAAAUCAUCACAGGUACGAUUCACAUACACACCAAUGCAUGGAGUAGGUCUUCAGUAUGCGCAGAGGGCAUUCAAAUCAUUUGACCUUUCACCUUUCGUUGCAGUCAAAGAGCAGUCUUCACCAGAUCCAGAUUUUCCAACUGUUAAAUUUCCCAAUCCAGAGGAAGGCAAGAGUGCAUUGAACCUUGCCAUGAAAACUGCCGAAGAAAAUAAUUGUAGUAUAAUCCUUGCGAAUGACCCUGAUGCUGACCGGAUUGCGAUGGCCGAGUGGAAUAAAGUGGACCAUUCUUGGAAGGUGUUUACUGGCAACGAGACGGGGGCGCUGCUUGGUUGGUGGGCUUUCCACUGUUACCAACAUCAAAGGCAGAACAAUCAGCAGUGUGAUUCAGGGGAGUCGGUUUAUAUGCUAGCAAGUACUGUAUCAUCAAAGAUAUUAAGAGCUAUUGGUAAAAAAGAAGGUUUCAAGUUUGAAGAGACCUUAACAGGAUUCAAGUGGAUGGGGAAUCGUUCUCAUCAACUGCAAGAGAAAGGACACACUGUACUUUUUGCAUUUGAAGAAGCUAUUGGCUUCAUGUAUGGUUCAAAUGUGCUGGAUAAAGAUGGUAUCAGCGCCUGUGCAAUCCUGGCUGAGAUGGCUGGGUACCUUGCUACACAAGGCAUGACCAUGAAGGAGAAGCUCUAUGAUAUAUACAAGAAAUAUGGUUUCCAUUACUCCAUCAACUCUUACUACAUCUGCCACCAUCAGCCUACCAUCCAGAAUAUGUUUGAUACCAUUAGAACAAUGGAAAAUGGAAGUUACCCGAGUGCUUGCGGUGAAUUCAAGAUAACAGGAACUCGAGAUCUAACAACCGGCUUUGAUAGUAAUCAACCUGACAAUAAAGCGAUUUUGCCAACAAGCAAGUCGAGCCAAAUGAUAACAUUUACAUUUGAAAAUGGCGCUGUUGCUACGUUGAGGACAAGUGGAACUGAACCCAAAAUCAAAUAUUACACUGAAAUUUGUGCCGACCCUUCUUUAAGUGACUAUGAGGCAUUGAAAGAAGAAUUGCGCCACCUUGUGCAGAAUUUGAUUGACAACUUCUUGCAGCCGAACAAAAAUAACCUCCAAUCGAACGUUUAAAUCAGAAGGUGGGAUGUACAAAAAAAUAUGGAGACUAAUUUAACAAUGGAGAUUCUAUGACAUAGAUUCCACUGCAGUCUGAAUAAUGAAAGCCAAAACUAUUAAAAGAUGCUGAUGUGAUUGCUCUAAAGGCAAACUCCGACACCAUUAUACGACACAGCCAGAUGCAGUUUUUUUUCGUGUCUGUGAGGUGAAUGCUGCCACAAAAUAUGGUAUGCAUCAGGGACAGCCGUUUCAAAGACUCAUGAUAACAAGACUGCUCCCGAUGAUAAGUCGUGUCAGGAUACAGUCUGAGUUGGCCUUCAUGACUGAAAAAUAUGCUAAUUAGAUAUAUAAUUAUCGUAUUUAAUAUUUAUAAGAACCUACUACUUGCAGGUACAGCAUGUAUAAUGUUCAAUAAGCUUCAACAUUAUAUAGCAAACUAAGCUAGCUGCCUUGAUGUGCUUAAAUUUUGUCAGGAAAAAUCAGAAAUAUAGACUAGUAUUAAAACUAAACUUACUGCUAACCUAAGCAUGGUUGGACAUUACUUACAGGGGCCUGUUUCUACUGACGAAAAAAGAACCGUUCUUAAGAACCAUUGUUUUAAGAACGGCUUUUUUUUUGUGGCAGUACAAAUGGGGCCCAUAAGAAGGAACCAUUCUUUUAACAUGCCUAAGAACGUUCUUUGGCACAGGACAGAAACAAUCCAUGCCCAACACGUGAAGAGUAGUUUCCUACUUAAUAUUGUAUACAUAUAAUUCACAUUGUAUGUAGGUUAUUAAUGUCGCUAUUAUCCAAAGAUGUAAGAAUGUGUUUUUAUGAUCAUUUGAGUCUUUUAUCCAAAAAGCUUCAAGAGAUGAUUUUUUUAAUUACUGAAAAUAUGAUCUUAAUCUGCAGUCAUAUCCUUAAUUUUUGUUGUAGAAAAUUUCUGUCCAGAAUUUUGAACAUUAAGUGAUAAUAUAUAUUUUAUGAUUGGCUUUGAAUGAAAGUGUAGUCUUUUGGAAUGAUGGCUAUGUUAUUUAUUUACAAACUGAGUGAUAAACAGUCUGUAGGAAAGCUUUUUAGCACGAGGGUCAUCAAUUAGAUGAGAUAACUUGUGUUACACGCCUAUGGUUAUAAUAUUUCAUUGAUAACUAUAUUAAUAAAAGAACAUUGAUAUUUACUAUAAUAUUGUAUUACAAUCUCUAUUUGAAAUUUAGUUGUGACUUUUAUUCUAUUUUUUAUUGAGGUGCCCACUUUAAAUGCAAGUGUUUGGAUAUAAAUUCUGUAAACUCCAGAAUUUUUUCACAAAUAAGUGAAAUCAACUUCCUUGUUUUAUUUCUAUAAUUUUUACCUAUAUGAUUGCAAGUUGUUAACUUAUUUAAACCUCUUAAAUUAGCUGUUCAAUGUUUUAAAUGAAUAUUUUAUUGUUUCCUGUAUUUUAAGACAUAUUAUAUAUAUUUAAAUGAGCCGUUCAAUGUUUUAAUUGGAUCGAUGAUUAAGAUACUUCACUUAUUCUCUUGAAAUCAUAUAAACUUAACAUGAGUUGAUAGCAAUUUAUGAUUACCACAAUUAAUUACCAUAAUUAAUAAAAAAUGUUGUUUGAUCUCAACAUGAAUAGUCUGCCAAAUCUAUUUAAUUACUUUGUGACGUGCAUAAAAACAAGAUUACUAGUACUUUCUGUAUUUUCAAAAUCAGUGUUUUUCAAGACAGUGGUACCAUGGAAUGUAAAUUUAUAAAAUAGCUUGUUUUAGAGUACCAAGCACCCCUCUUUCUUGUUUUUUUUCUUCUUCCUUCUUGUCUUCUUCUCUCCCAUGCAACAACCUUGGAUCUACCAUUGUAGGAGCGUGUGGUGCAACGUGUAAGGUGUUGGACUUCUGAUUGUGAGAUCGGCAGUGGUUCUUCCCUUCCAGCCUCUAGGACCUUGGCACUAUAUCAACAAUUAAUAAUAUUAAUAAUUAUCAACAUCAGUAAUAAUAAUUUUUUAUUUUUAGCCUGUUCAAACAAAAGGAUUUUGAUGUGUCUACCCUGUUUAAUUAAUGUAUGUUUUAUUUUCUGUAUUUUUAGUGUCUUCAUCGUUGCAUAAUGUAAAAUGAAGUGUAUUCUUUAUAUGUUUUCAUUUUUAGAUCAUGUAAUCAAAUAGUAAUAUUUUUUAUUAAUUUUAAAAGACCGCCUGAAAUUAAAUUCUUUUAGGUUGGUUUGAAACAGUUUGUAUCUGUAUGCUAUAGUUGUUUAUCCUCAGCAUUAUAUGAAAUGAUUACAUCCUAAGCUUGAUGCUUAGGUCAUGAGUGCAGCCUAUUACAGAUAUAUGAAUUAAUAAUGUUUAUCAAUGGAAAAAAUUGUAACUAGUAAAUAUUUGUAAAUGAAUUAAAUGUCAUCAAAUGUUUUUUUUAUGAUUUUCAUCAUUGUAGAAAACAUACUUGUGUGACCUCUUCUUUCCCCUGAAAGAGUUAUGAUUUUUUUAAAACUUAAGAUAAUUCAGUUUAUUGUUUUCAUAAAAGUGUAUAGGUAUGACUACACUGUAAACCCCUCUUCCACUUUAACAGUUGCAUCACAUGUUUCUUUGAUUUAUUUGUGAUGUGAAUAGCUUUAGGUUCUGCAUUAUUAUAUUAAAAUAAUUAUAUUAUAUUCUUUAUGAAUUUAUUAUUUUAAUAAUUUACUUAUUGUUUUUUUGGUUUUUUUUUUCCUAUUGGGGCUAAAAAUAUGAUAAAAAUAUAUUA